AUGUUUGGAGGGCCUAAUGACGGAGAGGCUACUAUCGAUAUACCAAAAGAUCUAUUAAUAAAGGAUGCAUCUAAUCCAAUGGCUGCAAUUGUUGAUUGCACUUACCUUGGAAUUCGUGAGGGUUUGAUUGAUAGUUCGUACUUUCAUGAGAGGGAAAUACUAGCACCAACAAAUGAGAUUGUUGAUAAGAUUAAUGAAUAUGUAUUGUCACUUUAUCCUGGAGAAGAAAAGUCAUACUUGAGGAAUAUGGAUCAGUCAGGUGGCUUAUGCAAUGGUACACGCUUAUUGGUUGAUAAUCUUGGUGAUCGAGUUAUACAAGCAACUGUGAUAUAUGGUUCUAACAUUGGUUAUAAGGUUUUUAUUCCGAGGAUUACACUCACACCUUCAGAUAGCUCCAAAAUCCCUGUUGCUCUUCAGAGAAGGCAGUUUUCCGUGUCUAGGGUGACUAGCAGGAAAGAUUUGAAAAUUCUCAUAUGUGAUAAAGAUGGUAAAAUAUGUCGUUGCAUUGAAAAUGUUGUCUACAAAGAAGUGUUUCAAAACCUAUAA
This is a messenger RNA of Amaranthus tricolor (Joseph's coat), 546 nucleotides long. RefSeq lists its product as uncharacterized. The record is from RefSeq and is a predicted model, not a curated record. The coding region runs from base 1 to 546 and encodes 181 amino acids. Lineage: Eukaryota; Viridiplantae; Streptophyta; Magnoliopsida; Caryophyllales; Amaranthaceae. The transcript has 3 exons.